Messenger RNA from Raphanus sativus (radish), 417 nucleotides. RefSeq names its product probable long-chain-alcohol O-fatty-acyltransferase 9. NCBI's taxonomy places the organism in Eukaryota, Viridiplantae, Streptophyta, Magnoliopsida, Brassicales, Brassicaceae. Gene Ontology annotation, biological process: lipid metabolic process. The transcript has 2 exons. The record is from RefSeq and is a predicted model, not a curated record. Bases 1 to 417 code for a protein of 138 amino acids.
AUGUACUUGCCACUUGAGAUUGCAUUAAACACCGUCAAAUUUCUGUUCACUAUCAUUCUUGGGUGCGAUCUUAAGCCAGUAUUCGAUGAACCUUACCUAGCCACCUCUCUUCAAGACUUCUGGGGUCCCCGGUGGAAUCCAAUGGUGUCUUCCCUUCUCCGGUCAGCUUUCUACUUUCCUCUGAAGGGUAAAUCAAACUCCGGUUUGGCUAUGUUUAUCGGGGGUUUGCGACUUUCCUUGCCUCUGGUCUGUUUCACGAACUUCAAUCUCCUCUACACAAGCUAUGAAACGCCUUCCUGGGAGAUCACUUUGUUUUAUGUGCUGCAUGGGGUUUGCACUGCGGCAGAAAUGGUGGUGAAAAGAAAAGCCACUCUGGUUAGUUCAACAAAGCCAUUCAAAGCCUUUAUCAGCCCAUAA